AAGACCAAUUCUCGCGAGAUUUAGCGGCACCAUACAGUAGAUAGGGUUUAUGAUGCUUAUGGUCCUAGCAACCGGUCGUAAAGUAACUUAUCGUAUAGAAGCUGUUUGACAGUGGUAAAGGACAUUGUGUGUAUUUGAAUAUGUAAGGCCAAAACAUUAUAAUAUCGUCUUCUCUAAUAUACUGUGAGAAGUCUGGAUCAUUUAAGAGAUAGAAUAGAAAUGCUGCAGUUAGCAUAGCUAGCUACAUGCUGCAGUUAGCUUUGUCUGGGACAACGUGAAGAACAUCUUUACAGAAUAUUUAUCCUAGAGUCAACUCUGUCUUUGUAGUUAGCUAACAAUGAAGUGUCACUAUGAAAUCUUGGGUGUGAAACGAGACGCAGGAGACGAUGAGUUGAAGAAAACGUAUCGUAAAUUAGCAUUGAAGUGGCAUCCGGAUAAAAACUUGGACAAUGCUGAAGAUGCGGCGGAGCAGUUCAAGCUUAUUCAGGCAGCUUAUGAGGUCCUGAGUGAUCCGCAGGAGAGAGCUUGGUAUGACAAUCAUAGGGAGGCUCUUCUGAAAGGAGGAAUCAGUGGAGAUUAUGAAGAUGACAGCAUUGACCUGCUGCAGUACUUCACGGUCACCUGCUACUCUGGCUAUGGAGAUGACGAGAAGGGCUUUUACACAGUCUACAGGAAUCUUUUUGAGUCCAUUGUGAAGGAGGAGAUGGAGCACAGCAAGGUGGAAGAUGAGGAAGAGGAGGAGUUUCCUCCCUUUGGAGACUCACAGAGUGACUAUGACACCGUAGUGCACGUGUUUUACGGCUACUGGCAGAGCUUCUGCACUCGUAAAAACUUUGCCUGGAAGGAGGAGUAUGAUUCGAGGCAGGCCUCCAACCGCUGGGAGAAAAGGGCCAUGGAGAAGGAGAACAAGAAGACCAGAGAAAAGGCUCGAAAGGAGCGCAACGAGCUUGUGCGUCAACUCGUUGCUUUUGUUCGCAAGCGUGACCGGCGUGUGCAGGCCCACAGGAAGCUGGUGGAGGAGCAGAACGCUGAGAAGAUCAAGAAGGUGGAGGAGCUGAGGCGGGAGCAGAGGCUCAGACAGGCCAAACUGGCAGAGGAGUACAAGGAGCAAAGCUGGGCGGCCAUGUCUGAACUUGAGAAGGAGCUGCAGCAGAUAGAGGCUCAGUAUGGAAAGGAGUUUGGAGAUGCAUCCGAGAGUGAGGAAGAAGAGCCGGAUAUGGACACACGGGAGAAGAACAGCGACGAGGGAGGAGAUGCAGAGCAGCCCAAUGGACACGAACUGACAAUUGAUGAUUAUUAUGAUGGUCUGUACUGCCCAGCCUGUGACAAAUCCUUCAAAUCAGAUAAAGCUAUGAAAAACCAUGAAAAAUCGAAAAAGCACAGGGAGAUGGUGGUGUUUCUACGGCAACAGCUGGAGGAGGAAGAUGAUUUACUUGGUUUGAACCUGAACGGAAAGGAGGGAAGAGAGGAGCAAAAUGAGGAGGAGGAGGAGGAGGAGGAAGAUGAGGAGGAAGACAAGCCAAGGCAAAAGCUGUCCAAAAAGCAAAAGAGGAAAAAGAAACAGAAGAAAGUAGUACAGCAGAGUGCUCCAGAGGAGGAGGAGGAGGAGAAGGAGAAGGAGAAGGAAGAAGAGAAACCAACGCUGACCACGUGCGAGGAAGAUGCCCCCGAGAAGUCAGAGAACACUACAGAGCCGGAGAAGCAGUACGAUCCCCCUCCAACAGAAGUCAAGAGCAGCUCUGGGAAGCCGAAAGGAAAGAAGGGAGGAGGAAAAGAAAAAACGAAGAAUAUCAAGUCAAACACAGAAGGAGAACAGCUUCCUGAGAAGGAAAUAAACCUCCGCUGUGUGACCUGCGACAAUGAGUUCUCCACAAGAAACAAGUUGUUUGACCAUCUAAAGACCAGCGGUCACGCCAGCCCUCUCUCUUCAAACGCUCCCAACAGCUCCAUGAACAAGAGCAAAAAAGACAAGAAGAAGAACAGAUAACAAAUUAUCUGGGCAGAUGAACCUAAAAGAGUUUGACUCAGCAGGGACACAGGAAACCGAAGUCUCCCGGUAGGAAAAUAGAAAAAAAAAAGCUUUGAAAGUGGACUUUUAAUGGACUGCUUGGCUAACGAAGAGCAGAUAGUUGUUUUUGUUUUGUUUUUUUAAUUACACAAUAGUCUGAUCAGUAAGACAGUUGUGUAUGUGUGAGAGAGAUACGACUGUUUUACUAUUGUAAAAUAUAGUUUUCCAGAUUAGUAUGAUGAAAUAUUUUCAGUACCUUUCCCAGUAACUUAUGAACGUCUCUGUACUGAUAAACCUAUGUGGAGAAAUAAAAACACAGUAUGUGCAUAGGAUACACCCUAUUAUUAGAUUUAUUAGAGAGUGUUUUGGGAAUCACCUCUUGGUUUGUCGUAGGGGUAUCAGUGUAUCAUAAAAACAAAAGGUGACGAUACUGCAUGCUGGUAUUUAUACAACAACUCUGGAUUGAUUUGCAUUAAUGCCUCAGGUAACCAUGUCUAACAAUAAACUCCUGUAUGUUCGAUAUUUCUGUACAAAA
Molecule: messenger RNA, 2543 nt
Organism: Sander lucioperca (pikeperch)
Lineage: Eukaryota; Metazoa; Chordata; Actinopteri; Perciformes; Percidae
Gene: dnajc21
Product: DnaJ heat shock protein family (Hsp40) member C21
Exons: 12
Coding region: 338-1987 (549 amino acids)
Cellular component (GO): cytoplasm
Molecular function (GO): nucleic acid binding; zinc ion binding
Source: RefSeq, a predicted model, not a curated record